This is a messenger RNA of Hibiscus syriacus, 927 nucleotides long. Its product is annotated as probable WRKY transcription factor 9. Gene Ontology annotation, molecular function: sequence-specific DNA binding; DNA-binding transcription factor activity. The record is from RefSeq and is a predicted model, not a curated record. Lineage: Eukaryota; Viridiplantae; Streptophyta; Magnoliopsida; Malvales; Malvaceae. Gene Ontology annotation, biological process: regulation of DNA-templated transcription.
AUGGUAAUUGUUUAUCUGCAAAUGGAGAUAAAUCGCAUGAAAGAAGAGAACAAAGUGUUGAGGAAAGAGAUGGAGAAAAAUUUGCAGGAUUACAACCAUCUCCAGAUGAAGCUUGCUCUUAUUCAGCAAAACAACCCAAUGAAGGAUCCUCGAAUCUUCCUCUCACUACUUAAUGGAAAUGAAGGUUUAGUUCAAGAACAACAGCAAGGAAUUGAAAGAGACUUAAAUACUGUCAACAACCCAAGACAUGGGUCACCAUCAGCAGGUGACAGUGACGAUAAAGAUGGUCAUGGACUGGGAUUGUCGUUAACUCUGAAAACCAGAACAAGCCAACGAGAAAUUCGAGAAGAAGAGCGUAAUAAGAAACUCAAAACCCCGAAUGAUGAAUCGCUGCAGAAGAAGCUUUCAUCUGCAAUCACAAGCCAUGCUGUUUCCACAUCCAACAGGAAAGCUAGGGUUUCCGUUAGAGCAAGAUGUCAAACAGCUACAAUGAACGAUGGGUGUCAAUGGAGGAAAUAUGUCCAGAAAUUUGCAAAAGGAAAUCCUUGCCCACGAGCUUACUAUCAUUGCACGGUAGCUCCCGGAUGCCCGGUCAGGAAACAGGUGCAACGAUGCCUUGACGACAUGUCGAUUCUUAUUACAACAUACGAAGGAACACACAAUCAUCCGAUCCCUGUUGGUGCAACCGCCAUGGCAUCGACAGCUUCCUCGUCAGCUUUACCAGCUUCGAACUUCAUGUUACUGGUUUCGAGCCAUGGUAUCCCAAACCCUCACCUCAUGAACUCAUCGGCUGCCGCCAUGAACGUAAACGACCCUUCAAAAGGAAUGGUUCUUAGCCUCACAAACAAUCACCGUUUCGAUAAUCAAAUAUUGCCCUCGGUUCCGUUAGCUCAUCAACAAGCUUUCCCGCGGCUGCCGAGCAGAUAA